This is a messenger RNA of Corvus hawaiiensis (hawaiian crow), 3530 nucleotides long. RefSeq names its product sphingomyelin phosphodiesterase 5-like. Gene Ontology annotation, biological process: sphingomyelin metabolic process. The record is from RefSeq and is a predicted model, not a curated record. NCBI's taxonomy places the organism in Eukaryota, Metazoa, Chordata, Aves, Passeriformes, Corvidae. Gene Ontology annotation, cellular component: cytoplasm. Gene Ontology annotation, molecular function: sphingomyelin phosphodiesterase activity. The transcript is spliced from 7 exons. Bases 87 to 911 code for a protein of 274 amino acids.
GGUCCCGCUGGCCAACCCGAUGCCCUCGGUGCUGACCACCCGCAUCCCGCCGGACACCGACUUCAUGUGCCUGCAGGAGGUGUUCGAUGCCACCCGCGGCCACCAUCCUGCGCCGGCGGCUCGGCCGCCGCUUCCCGCACGUGCUGUGGGGGGUGGGCCCGGGGGGGCUGCGCUGCGGGCAGCUGCGGGUGCUGGGCAGUGGCCUGGUGCUGGCCAGCCGCUUCCGGCCGCUGGCCGCCCGCUUCCACCCCUUCCCCAACGCCGCCCGCGAGGACGCGCUGGCCAACAAGGGGCUGCUGGUGGCACAGGUGCUGUUGGGGAUGGGGCGGGGUCAGCGCGUCGUGGGCUACCUGGGCUGCACCCACCUGCAGGCGCCCGCGGCCGAUGCCACCAUCCGUGACGUGCAGCUGUCCCUGGUGCUCCGCUGGCUCUGGGAGUUCCGGCGGGAGCACGAGCAGCCGGAGGACCUGGUGGCCUUCGAUGUCCUCUGCGGGGACCUCAACUUCGACAACUGCUCCCGGGGUGACGCCCAGAACCAGCAGCACCCCCUGUUCAAGGAGUUCUGGGACCCCGCACGCUGCGACCCCGGCCAGGACCAGCCCUGGGCCAUCGGGACGCUGCUCGACUGCCUCAAGAUCUACGAGGAGGCCGUGUCCACCCCUGAGAACAUGAAGAGGACGCUGUCGCAGCCCCGGGGCCGGGAGCAGUUCCUGGCCGCUCCCAUCCUGUCCUGCGGAGCUCCGGACCCGGCGGCGCCGCGGCCGUGGCAGGGCCGGCGCGUGGACCGGACACUGCUGCGGAGGGACCCCCGCGCUGGCCACCGAGGUCACCGGGCUCUCGGUCAUCACCCAGCUGGCCACGCUCUCCGACCACCUGCCCGUGGCCCUGCGGCUGCGCCUGGGGCCCGCUGACCUCUGACCCCGGCACGGCCACGGCGCCGGCCACGGCUCUGACCCCAGUGUGACCACUGCUCCGGCCACGGCUCUGGACACGGCGCUGGACACAGCUCCGGCCACAGCUCUGACCCCAUCGUGGCCACUGCUCCGGCCACGGCUCUGGACACGGCACUGGACACAGCUCCGGCCACAGCUCUGACCCCAUCACGGCCACUGCUCCGGCCACGGCUCUGGACACGGCUCUGGACACGGCACUGGACACAGCUCCGGCCACAGCUCUGACCCCAUCACGGCCACUGCUCCGGCCACGGCUCUGGACACGGCACUGGACACGGCACUGGACACAGCUCUGACCCCAUCACGGCCACUGCUCCGGCCACGGCUCUGGACACAGCACUGGACACGGCACUGGACACAGCUCUGACCCCAUCACGGCCACUGCUCCGGCCACGGCUCUGGACACGGUGCUGGACACAGCUCCGGCCACAGCUCUGACCCUGAUGUGGCCAUUGCUCUGGCCACUGCUCCGGCCACUGCUCCGGCAACUGCUCUGGCCACUGCUCUGGCCACGGCUCUGACCCCAGUAUAUGACCACUCCUCCGGCCACUGCUCCGGCCACAGCUCUGACCCCAGUGUGACCAUUGCUCUGGCCACUGCUCCGGCCACUGCUCCAGCCACAGCUCUGACCCCAGUAUAUGACCACUGCUCCGGCCACUGCUCUGACCCCAGUGUGACCACUGCUCCGGCCACUGCUUCAGCCACUGCUCUGGCCACUACUCCGGCCACUGCUCCAGCCACAGCUCUGACCCCAGUGUGACCACUGCUCUGGUCACUGCUUCAGCCACUGCUCCGGCCACUGCUUCAGCCACUGCUCUGACCCAAGUGUGACCACUGCUCUGGUCACUGCUUCAGCCACUGCUCCGGCCACUGCUUUGACCCCAGUGUGACCACUGCUCCGGCCACUGCUCCGGUCACUGCUCCAGCCACUGCUCCGGCCACUGCUCUGACCCCAAUUUGGCCACUGCUCCGGCCACUGCUCUGGUCACUGCUCCAGCCACUGCUCUGACCCCAGUGUGACCACUGCUCCGGCCACUGCUCCGGUCACUGCUCUGGCCACUGCUCCGGCCACUGCUCCGGCCACUGCUCUGGCCACUGCUCUGGCCACUGCUCUGGUCACUGCUCUGGCCACUGCUCCGGCCACUGCUCUGGCCACUGCUCUGGUCACUGCUCCGGCCACUGCUCCGGCCACGUCCCCGUGAGUGUCACUGCACUGGGGGGUGACCGUGUGGACACGAUCAGUGGUGGCAUUGAUCCGGAAUCGGGGCCGGAUUGGUCCGGUAUUGAUCCGAUAUUGAUCCAGUACUGGGGCGGGAUCAGUCUGGUAUUGAUCUGACAUCCAUCCGGCAUUGAUCGGGCAUUAAUCCAGUAUUGAUCGGGCACUGAUCCGGCAUCGAUCGAGCAUUGAUCCAGCAUUGAUCGGGCAUUGAUCCAGCAUUGAUCGGGCACCAGUCCGGCAUUGAUCGGGCAUUGAUCCAGCAUUGAUCGGGCACCGAUCCGGCAUUGAUCGAGCAUUGAUCCAGUAUUGAUCGGACACUGAUCCAGCAUUGAUCGGGCACUGAUCCGGCAUCAAUCGAGCAUUGAUCCAGCAUUGAUCGGACACUGAUCCAGCAUUGAUCGGGCACCGAUCCGGCAUUGAUCGGGCAUUGAUCCAGCAUUGAUCGGACACCAGUCCGGCAUUGAUCGGGCACCGAUCCGGCAUUGAUCGGACACUGAUCCAGCGUUGAUCGGGCACCGAUCCGGCAUCAAUCGAGCAUUGAUCCAGCAUUGAUCGGGUAUUGAUCCAGCAUUGAUCGGGCACCGAUCCGGCAUUGAUCGGACACUGAUCCAGCGUUGAUCGGGCACCGAUCCGGCAUCAAUUGAGCAUUGAUCCAGCAUUGAUCGGACACUGAUCCAGCAUUGAUCGGGCACCGAUCCGGCAUUGAUCGGGUAUUGAUCCAGCAUUGAUCGGGCACUGAUCUGGCAUUGAUUGGACAUUCAUCCAGCAUUGAUCGGGCACCGAUCUGGCAUUGAUCGGGCAUUGAUCCAGCAUUGAUCGGGCACUGAUCCGGCAUUGAUUGGACAUUCAUCCAGCAUUGAUCGGGCACCGAUCUGGCAUUGAGCGGGCAUUGAUCAGGCACUGAUCCAGCAUUGAUCGGGCAUUGAUCCAGCAUUGAUCGGGCACUGAUCCGGCAUUGAUUGGACAUUGAUCGGGCAGCGAUCCGGCAUUGAUUGGGCACCAAUCCGGCAUUGAUCGGGUAUUGAUUGAGCACCAGUUCGGCAUUGAUUGGGCACCAAUCCGGCAUUGAUCGGACAUUGAUCGGGCACCAAUCCGGCAUUGAUUGGACAGUGAUCCAGCAUUGAUCAGGCACCGAUCCGGCAUUGAUUGGGCAUUGAUCAGGCAUUGAUCGAGCAUUGAUCAAGCAUCGAUCGGGCACCGGUCCGGCAUUGAUUGGGCAUUGAUCAGGCAUUGAUCGGGCAUUGAUCAGGCACCGAUCCGACAUUGAUCGGGCAUCGAUCGGGCACCGAUCCGGCACCAGCCGCGCGCUGUUCCGGUGUCCGGUGUCGGCCGCUCCUUUUAUCACGGAAUUUCGGAAA